This is a messenger RNA of Impatiens glandulifera, 1360 nucleotides long. Its product is annotated as probable inactive receptor kinase At2g26730. Gene Ontology annotation, biological process: protein phosphorylation. The transcript is spliced from 2 exons. The record is from RefSeq and is a predicted model, not a curated record. Lineage: Eukaryota; Viridiplantae; Streptophyta; Magnoliopsida; Ericales; Balsaminaceae. Bases 1 to 1287 code for a protein of 428 amino acids. Gene Ontology annotation, molecular function: ATP binding; protein kinase activity.
AUGUCUGGUUUUAAGAAUACUUUCAUGAACUAUUCCAGUAGUCCCCAGCCAUCAAAACUAGUUGGCAAAAGUGAAUCCGAAUUACGCGAAUGGAUAAUUUGGUCGUCACUAGUCCUCUUCUUCAUAUUCUUCGGUUUGCUGUUAACAUUCGUGAGGAGAAAAGCCAAUAAAAUUGCAAAGGAUAUGGAAAAACAUGAAACAACAGAUCAUCUAUCUCAAUCUCCCUGUUCUAAACCCACUACUCCAACACCGCCGCCGACGCCGCCCAAGGAGGUGGUGAUAAUAAACGCAUCGGAGGGGCAAUCGGAGCUAGUGUUCUUCGUGGAAGAAGAGAAGAGGUUUAGAUUGGAAGAUCUUUUGGAGGCUGCUGCGGAUUUACAGAGCCAGACUUUGUGUAGUAGCCUUUAUAAGGUGAACCUUGAGAAGAAUGGUUCGGUUUUUGCAGUUAAGAGGUUGAAGAAAUUGCAGGUUUCUUUUGAGGAAUUUGGGUUGACCAUGAGGGAGAUAGGGAAUUUGAAGCAUCCAAAUCUUCUCCCACUUGUGGGUUUUAAUUCUACUAUGGAGGAGAAGCUUCUCAUCUAUUGGUACCAAUCUAAUGGAAGCUUGCUCACCUUACUUGAAAAUAAUGUAGAGGGAAAGAAGGAGUUCACAUGGAAACAUAGGAUUUCCAUAGCACUUGGGAUUGCAAAAGGCUUGAAUUUCAUACACCAUCUACCAGUUAUUACCACAAACAACACAUAUCAAAUGAACCAUGCACAUGGUAACCUUAAGCCUUCAAAUAUUCUCCUAGACGAAAAUGAAUUGCCACUAAUAAGCGACUACGGCUAUGUACAAUUCAUGGAUAACAAGAAUGUCUGCAAUUUCCUUCCUUCAAAUGGCUACAUGGCCCCGGAGAAAGCUCUUUCGGAGCAAGCAGACGUCUACAGCUUCGGCGUGAUGCUGUUGGAAUUGAUGACGGGGAAAUUGGUGGAGAAAACGGGGUUGGACCUAACCAAAUGGGUGAAGUCUAUGAUUAGGGAGGAAUGGACGGCUGAGGUUUUCGACAAGAGAUUGGGGAAAGUUGGGAUGUAUGCAUUUCCGUUGCUCAACAUUUCCUUGAAAUGUGUCUCGCAUUUUCCCGAGAACAGGCCAGGAAUAGGCGAGGUUCUUGAAAAAAUCGAGCACAUUGCAAAUAUGCCCGAGGCUGAGGCAUCUCCAGAUGUUUCUAUGGAUUCACAUUACGAAGACAGUUUUGAACAUUCGGAAACAUGGGAAACUCCGGAACUAGGUAAAAAUGGUAGCAUGUGAUUUCGUUGAGCUUUAUUUGUUCCAUUGGAACAUUUGACAAUUCAGAAUUGUAAGACUAGCUAGCUCUAAGUAA